Opisthorchis viverrini is the source of this 1044-nucleotide messenger RNA. RefSeq lists its product as hypothetical. NCBI's taxonomy places the organism in Eukaryota, Metazoa, Platyhelminthes, Trematoda, Opisthorchiida, Opisthorchiidae. Bases 1 to 1044 code for a protein of 347 amino acids. Gene Ontology annotation, cellular component: nucleus; cytosol. The transcript is spliced from 2 exons. The record is from RefSeq and is a predicted model, not a curated record. Gene Ontology annotation, molecular function: adenosine kinase activity. Gene Ontology annotation, biological process: purine ribonucleoside salvage.
AUGAAGGCUGGAGAGGUUCGCAUCUUGGGCUUGGGAAAUCCUCUGCUUGAUUUGAUGGUAAAAGCUGAGGGUGACAUCUACGACCGGUAUAAAUUAAAAAAAGAUGACGCAUUACUGGCUGCUGAACAUCACCUGCCACUAUUCGAUGAAGUUGCACAAAAUCCCACAACCAGAUAUGCGGCCGGCGGAGCAACACUCAACACAAUGAGAAUGAUAAAGUGGAUUUUGCAAGAACCACAUAAAUGUACAUUUAUAGGGUGUAUUGCCGCCGACGAAGCUGGAGAACGAUUAAGGAAUGAGUGCGAAAAAUUGCAGCUUAUGACCCACUUCGAAGUUACGCAGGGCGAGGCAGCUACGGGGAAGUGUGCGGUCCUUUUGCACGGCAAAUGCCGGAGUAUGGUGACGCAUGUGGGUGCGGCUGCGAAUUUGACUAUGGAUCAUAUUCUCAAGCCAGACACGUGGCACUCGAUUGAAAGCGCGUCCGCCUACUAUGUCGCGGGGUUUGCAACCGGUACAUGUUUUGAAGGUGUUUUAGAGGUGGCCAAGCAUGCACGAUCCCGUGGAAAAUUGUUCGCAUUCAAUUUAAGUUCGCCGGCAAUACUUCAACACUUCAAGGAUCAGAUGGACGCUAUUUUCCCCUACGUGGAUAUUCUAUUCGGAAAUAGUAGCGAGGCCCAAGCAUAUGCGGAGCUGCACGAACUCUCAGGACAAGCGCUGGAGAAUAUUGUCCUAAAGCUUGCUUCGAUUACCUCAGCCAAAUCGGAAAAUCCUCGUAAAAGAAUCGUUCUGAUAACCCAAGGACAAGACCCAGUGCUACUUGGGGAAUCUGGAGGAAAAGAAGUAAUGCACUUUCCCGUUUAUCCCGUGUCCGAUGAAGACAUUGUGGAUACCAAUGGUGCCGGUGACGCAUUUGUGGCUGGAUUUCUGGCUGAAUAUUUGCGUGGUUCUUCAAUUGAAAAGGCUGUGGAGGAAGCCAUUAACGCUGCGCGGUACAUUAUACAGAGAAACGGGUUCACUUUAGGACCACGUGAUCAGUACGCCUGA